UCCAUUCGAAGUAAGGUAAGAGGAUUCAAUGUUGCACCAUCUUCAACUCUUCUCGGUAUCGGGAGUUUUUCAAGAAAAGAUCCCAUCCUUCAAUAUCAUGAUUGGGUCGACCAGGCCAGAUCAUGAGUAAAUAAAAAAAUCGAAAAUGUAUAUAGCUGUUCCAGCUGAAAUACUUGGAAUAAUUCUACCACUUCUACUAGGAGUAACCUUUUUAAUGCUAGUUGAACGUAAAGUAAUGGCUUUUGUGCAACGUAAAAAGGGUUCUGAUGUAGUGGGAUCGUUCGGAUUGUUACAACCUCUAGCAGAUGGUUCGAAAUUGAUUCUAAAAAAACCUAUUUCACCCCAUGUUCGAAAUUACGCUAGGCUAAUGCUAAUUUUUUUCCUUUUUAGAAUGGCUCUACUGGCUACAUUUAUGUUAAGUCUGUUCGCUCGGGUCGUUGUACUUUUUGAUUAUGGAUUUAUUAAGAAAAACAUAUGA
This is a messenger RNA of Raphanus sativus (radish), 478 nucleotides long. RefSeq names its product NADH-ubiquinone oxidoreductase chain 1. The record is from RefSeq and is a predicted model, not a curated record. Gene Ontology annotation, molecular function: NADH dehydrogenase activity. Gene Ontology annotation, cellular component: membrane. The transcript has 2 exons. The coding region runs from base 146 to 478 and encodes 110 amino acids. Lineage: Eukaryota; Viridiplantae; Streptophyta; Magnoliopsida; Brassicales; Brassicaceae. Gene Ontology annotation, biological process: aerobic respiration.